Plasmopara halstedii is the source of this 507-nucleotide messenger RNA. RefSeq lists its product as uncharacterized. The record is from RefSeq and is a predicted model, not a curated record. The transcript is spliced from 7 exons. NCBI's taxonomy places the organism in Eukaryota, Oomycota, Peronosporomycetes, Peronosporales, Peronosporaceae. Bases 1 to 507 code for a protein of 168 amino acids.
AUGAAAGGUUGGCCGUCCGAGGUUUUUACUUCAGCUGUCAACUCAGACUUUAUGCAAGACACAGCCGGAACAGUCGUUGCUGGUAUCGAUCUUAUCACGAGUAUCCUGAUCGUAAAAUUAAUCUAUUUUUUGCGCAACCAAGCCGAGGUCUAUUGCCUCUGGAAAGUGAGAGUCGACGAAGAAGGUCUUGGUAGAACCCGCACUUGUCUGGAGCUCCUUGAUGAAGCUUUCAUCCUAAUACGAAAAGUGAUCAAGCAAAACACUAAGAAUGAUCAAAAUACGAAGAGUGAUUGGUUGGAAUUGAAUGAUUAUCAAGCUGUCAACCGUGUUAAUCCUGCCAAUAUUGGUGGCAAAGACAAGCAACAGAUGUUUUCAUUGACGGUUCGAGGUACGUACCCAUUACAACCAUUAUUCGGUCUACAAGGUGCUGCCGAGAGAUUUGAGACUGAAUACAUAUAUGUACAGGAGCCAAAUGGUCAGAACCUCAACUCACUGUUGUCAACUUAA